AUGUUUGAUAGGAUUGCAAAGAAGAUAUCUGAAAGGAUAGAGCAUACUAAUACUAAUAGUCAAGGUCCACACUUAUUUAAAAGUUGCGUUUAUUAUUCUAAUUGGUCUGUUUACAACAGAAAACACUUCCCGAAGGAUAUUCCUGCGAGUAAUGUGUCUCAUAUUUUCUAUGCAUUUAUUGGCAUGGACUCGGGAACUGGUCAAUUGAAGCUUUCUGAUGAAUGGGCAGAUGUACAGCUACCAAUGGAGUCUCCGCUUGACAAAAACAAAAAAUUAUGUGGUAGCUUGCUGCAAUUAUCUGAAAUUAAACAAAUGAAUAGACAUCUUAAGGUGCUUAUGUCUAUUGGAGGAUGGGGAACGAGUGCAUUGUUUACAGAGAUUAUGUCGAAACCAGCCAAAAUGGAAAAGUUUAUUAGCAGUUCAAUUGAAUUACUUUUAAAAUAUAAGUUUGAUGGAAUUGAUAUUGAUUGGGAAUAUCCAGCUAACAAUACAGAGGCACAGCUCUUAGUUGCAUUGCUAAAGAGGUUGAGAAUUGAGUUGGAUAGAAUACAUAAUCAAGAUGAUUUGUUAUUGACCGUGGCAUCACCUGCAGGCGAUGAUCAAUUGUCAAUUAUGAAGUUGCGUGAAAUGGAUAAAUAUUUAUCUUUCUGGAAUGUAAUGUGUUAUGAUUUUGCAGGCGGAUCGUGGUCUUCUAACACAGGAUACCAUUCCAACUUAUUUGGGAAAAAUGGAGAUAAUUCGUUGAAUUGCUCUGAUACUAUUCAGAAAUAUUUAAGCCAGGGGAUAAAUUCCCGUAAAUUGGUUAUGGGAAUGCCGUGCUACGGGAGAUGCUUUUAUAAUGCCUCUGGUCUAGGUAUUGGUCAGCUGUUUAAACAGGGAGAUGGAAAAGAGGAGACUGUUGAUUAUAAAGAGCUACCGAUUAGAGGUUCCCACGAAGAAUUUGAUAAUAGGAAGGUGAGUGCCUAUACCUAUGAUCCAAAAACCCAUGUUAUGAUUACAUACGAUAAUCAUCAAUCUGCUAGAAUCAAAGCCAAAUUCAUCGAACUGAACAAGCUAGGCGGUGGAAUGUGGUGGGAUUCGGCGGGCGAUAGCAAAAGGCCCGAAAGAUCUUUGAUCUUGAAUUUUGUUGAUCAAUUAGGAGGGACUGAAAUGUUGGAUAAGAGCAAAAACCAUAUAGCUUAA
Molecule: messenger RNA, 1182 nt
Organism: Debaryomyces fabryi
Lineage: Eukaryota; Fungi; Ascomycota; Pichiomycetes; Serinales; Debaryomycetaceae
Gene: CHT4
Product: putative chitinase
Exons: 1
Coding region: 1-1182 (393 amino acids)
Biological process (GO): carbohydrate metabolic process; chitin catabolic process
Cellular component (GO): extracellular region
Molecular function (GO): chitinase activity; chitin binding
Source: RefSeq, a predicted model, not a curated record